Messenger RNA from Drosophila nasuta, 761 nucleotides. RefSeq lists its product as uncharacterized. The transcript is spliced from 2 exons. The coding region runs from base 10 to 555 and encodes 181 amino acids. Lineage: Eukaryota; Metazoa; Arthropoda; Insecta; Diptera; Drosophilidae. The record is from RefSeq and is a predicted model, not a curated record.
UUUUCAAAGAUGCGCUGUAUACUCUUAUUAGUGCUCACGUUGAGCCUUGCAAGUACUGCUCCAACAAGAAAUAAUCUCAAAGACGAUUUGAGAAAGGCUAUUGAAGAACCAUAUUUACUUCUCCGCCGUCAAAAUGUAUGGGCCGGAAUACAAAUUUCCCAAAAAGUUAUUGACACUCAGCGUAUAAAGCAAGAAUAUAUUGCAUCGUGGCAAACAUUUCACGAUAAGUUGACUUAUGUUAAUGAAACUUGGGCUGAAAAUGGCCCAAAAUUAGGCUACGUCCUUAAUGAAGUGAUUGGCCUUCAGCCAACAACCAGAUCUAGAAUCGACAUGAACUAUUAUACAAAUGGUGCGUUCGACGUCAUCGAGUCUAAAAACUUGGAAUUAAAAACACCAAUUUUUGCUGAAUUUGAAACUAAAGCCAAAGAAAUUAUUCGCGUGUAUAGGGAAGCUGGAUAUACUAAUAAAGAUAUCGAUUUAUAUUUUAACAAUUUUGUUCAAAAUCCCAAUGAAAACUUUGAUGAGUUGUUGAGAUACCUUUAUGAUGAUUUAUAAUAAAAUAAAUUUUAAAAUAAUUUGAAUAUAGAGUUUUUAGAGUAAAUGCGCACAUAAAGUGGCAAGAAUAAAGUCGUAAUAGAAUCAAUCGUGAAAGUUAAGUUUAAUUGUGAAAUACAUCUUAUUUGCCAAAACGAUUUAAUUUAAUUGAUAUUAAAAUACAAAUUACAUAGUUUGAAUUCAAACUUGGGAAAUCAAAAUCAAAU